This is a messenger RNA of Neoarthrinium moseri, 801 nucleotides long. RefSeq lists its product as uncharacterized. The transcript is spliced from 4 exons. The coding region runs from base 1 to 801 and encodes 266 amino acids. The record is from RefSeq and is a predicted model, not a curated record. Lineage: Eukaryota; Fungi; Ascomycota; Sordariomycetes; Amphisphaeriales; Apiosporaceae.
AUGCCCCGACGCAAGGCCGCUGACUCCCUUCGGAACGGAGGACCGGCGACCACCUCUUCUGCUACUUCUUCUCCCGUCGCACCCACCUCCUCCGAGAGGACCCUGAGGAAACGCCCGGUGCCCUCGGCAGCAGAAACCGCCGCCCAGGAGAAGAUGGACCAUGCCGACGACCGCUCCGCUACGGCUGGCAACGAUAGCAUUGCUCCCGCCCCUGCUGGCUCGUGGACAAGCAGGAAUGAGUGGAUUGUCUUCGCUGUCGCCAGCGGCGCGUGCGCCGCGGUCAACGGCUGUUUUGCGAAGUUAACUACCAACGAGUUGACCUCGAACAUCUCUUCAGCCAUCGCGAAGGCCUUUGGCCUGGUCGCCUUUGAGAAUGCACUUGAGCUGAUUUUCCGCUGUAUAUUCUUCGGCCUUAAUUUGGUUUUCAAUGGCGUGAUGUGGACCCUAUUCACAAAGGCCCUAGCCAGGGGUACCUCAACCACCCAAGUGUCUAUCAUGAACACAUCAUCCAACUUUAUGAUUACAGCUAUCCUGGGUUUCAUGAUCUUCUCAGAAUCCUUACCGCCGCUGUGGUGGGUCGGCGCUGCGAUGCUUGUCGCCGGUAACGUCAUCAUUGGCCGCAAAGACGAGGUUGUCGCCGCGGAUCCUGAGGAGGACGCCAUCUCAGGGGCCGAGGCCGGCGCCAGCGUUCCGCCGUACGGCACUGUUGUGCCGACCGUGCGUGUCGUGCCUCCGGAGAAGGAUGACGACGACGAGGACGUUGCGCUUCUGGGAGACCUGGAUGACCCGAAUGAUAGAUGA